AUGGAGAAGUUUGGACUGAAGGCCCUGGUGCCCCUGAUCAAGCUUGAUGACCGACAGUCGGCCAACGUCUACGACCACUCGAUAACGCUGGGAGCAGAUCUGUCGUCGAUGCUACACUCACUCGGUAUACCACGAGACUCUAAGAGACAUAAAGUGCUUGAUACAUUCCAAUCGCCAUGGGCAGAGACCUCGAGAAGCGAGGUGGAGCCCGGUUUCUUCAUACCAGAUUCCUUUACGAAUAUUCCACAAGUGUUGCAGUCACAAACAACGCCACCAUGCUUCAAUUCAGUGCAGCAGGACCAGCAGCGGGUAGCACUGUUUCAGGACGAGACGCUUUUCUACCUCUUCUAUAAGCACCCCGGUACGGUGAUCCAAGAGCUCACGUAUCUGGAACUGAGGAAGCGCAAUUGGCGCUAUCACAAGACGCUGAAAGCAUGGCUCACUAAGGAUCCCAAGAUGGAGCCAGUAGUGUCGUCGGAUGGGUUGAGCGAAAGAGGCUCGUAUGUGUUCUUUGAUCCACAGAGGUGGGAGAAAUGUCAAAGAGAAUUCCUACUCUUUUACAACGCCAUUAUGUAG
Messenger RNA from Torulaspora globosa, 576 nucleotides. RefSeq names its product CCR4-NOT core subunit CDC36 (gene CDC36). NCBI's taxonomy places the organism in Eukaryota, Fungi, Ascomycota, Saccharomycetes, Saccharomycetales, Saccharomycetaceae. Gene Ontology annotation, cellular component: CCR4-NOT core complex; P-body. The coding region runs from base 1 to 576 and encodes 191 amino acids. The transcript has a single exon. Gene Ontology annotation, biological process: regulation of DNA-templated transcription; nuclear-transcribed mRNA poly(A) tail shortening. The record is from RefSeq and is a predicted model, not a curated record.